UGUUCAAGAUUGUGAAAGUCAGUGAUUAAGGCAGUUUUCUUAGUAAUUUUAUGUUUUUUUUCCAAGAAGAGGGCUGGUCCUGACUCAGAAUAAAAUCCCAUCCCCUUCCUCUUUCACUCUUAUCACUCCUUUUUCUUUGAAGACUCACAUAGCAUCUCUGGGCCUGAAGAUUUGGAACAACAAACAUGAAGUUCACUGUGUUUCUGAGUGGACUCCUGCUGCUCUUUCUGCUUUCCGACUGGACAGAAAGUGUUGAAGAUGACACUGUGGACAUCAAUACUCUCGCCCGUAUUAUUAACUUCUUUGAGCAGAACUAUAAGAGAGUCGAUAAAGAUGGACAUCCCCGUCAGUACGCUAUAGCCAUCAAUGUGCCGAAGCAUCAGUGUCAACAGAACUUCUUUCCUGCACAAAACAACUUCCUGCCUCAGGAGAAAGUGGAGAAUGUGAAAAAUGCAAUUAAUGAUGAAACAAACGCACUUUACCAAGGUUCAGAGCUCAUCGCUGCAGGAACUAGGAAAGUUGUAAUUAAUAAAAAGAAGCAAUACAACAUGCAUUCAGAGUCUCUCCUGCUGAAUCCUGUAGGCAACUCUCCCAUGACCAAACUUUUGGAUGAAAGUAAAGACAGCUGCUCGGUUUUCUACACAUUUGAUUCUCCCUGUGUUGACACGUGUCUGGAUGCAACAGGUAGUCACAGCAUUAUAGAGGCUCUGAAGAACUGGAAAGAACAUGAUGGAAUUAAAGCUUUUGUCUUCAAGAAUUUCUGGAAGUUUGAUGAAAAAGACACUAAAAAAGAUCUUCAGGCUGAGUUUAAGCAGAUUGUAGCUCAUGUUCCUCUCUUCCGCUGUGUGAGUGAGAAUGAGUGUUAUGCUUGUAAAGGAGAAGGAAACACUCCCAUAGACGAGCACUGUCUGCCACCAAAAGAGAUCUAACAGUUAUGUUAGUAACAUUCACUUCUUUCAUAUGUGAUUCAGUAUGAAAAUCUUGUUUUGAAAAUCAGUAUGUUUAGAUGAACUAGUAAAAUUUGUUUAAAAAUAAUCUUGCUUACUACUUGAACAAAUAAAAUACUUCUGCUUGGCA
Ctenopharyngodon idella (grass carp) is the source of this 1077-nucleotide messenger RNA. RefSeq lists its product as uncharacterized. NCBI's taxonomy places the organism in Eukaryota, Metazoa, Chordata, Actinopteri, Cypriniformes, Xenocyprididae. The transcript is spliced from 3 exons. The record is from RefSeq and is a predicted model, not a curated record. Bases 186 to 929 code for a protein of 247 amino acids.